AUGGAAUACACACACGACCAGGGCACGCCCAGUGUGAAGCCUCGCCUUAUCAUUCAUGGUGGUGCAGGUAACAUACACCGCGAUACCUAUCCUCCAGAGCAGUUCCGGGCUUAUCGCAAAGCCCUCAUUGAUAUUGUCACGAAGACAGACCAGUACAUGAGAAGACAAGAUAAACUGAUCUCGGAGAAGCUAAACCACAAGCUCCCAUCAGCUCUGGAAGUCGCAACUUAUGCAGUUCAACUUCUCGAGGACAACCCCUUAUUCAAUAGCGGACAUGGUGCCGUGUUCACUCGUGAUGGGUUCAACGAGCUAGAGGCCUCAGUGAUGGUAUCUCGUGGCUUCAAAAAGCGAGGUGUGGGCGUCAUGGGUCUCCGGCAUGUGAAGAACCCAAUUCUUUUGGCCCGCGCGAUGCUUGAGCACGGCGAAGACGAUCUCGAAGCGCAUCCUAGAGAGACCAGCUCUGGCGAUCUUGACGUCCCAUCCGCACAGGGUCAUACACAGAUAUAUGGCAAAACAGCAGAGCAACUGGCAGAACAGUACCAGCUAGAACUGGUAGACGCAAGUUACUUUUACACUCAGCAUCGCUGGGAUGAGCAUAUUCGCGCUCUGGACAAGGAAAAGAAAGGCCAGGGGCUAGCAACCUGGAGUGCGACUGAGUAUCUGCCUCAGGGUACAUGCGGAGCAGUCGCUCUCGAUCAAGAUGGAGUCAUCUGUGCAGCGACAAGUACAGGAGGUCUUACAAAUAAGCUUACGGGGCGUGUCGGCGAUACACCAACUAUUGGCGCAGGUUUCUGGGCUGAGGAGUGGGACGAGGAUGGUGAUCCAACAGGGUCAUCAGCGUGGAGUCAUUUGAAGAAUACUUUGACUCAGUCAGGCCCGUUGCUCGUACUUAGCGAUGUGCUCAAAGGCACAUUGGCAGAUUGUCUGCCGACUCCUGCAGUGUACGCUCCCCUCGGUACAGAUAGUGGCCGUUUGUACACAACAAGAUCGAUUGGAGGGUCUGGAACAGGCAACGGCGAUUCAUUCCUGCGAACUAAUGCUCUACGAACCGUUGCGGCGAUGGCAAGAUGGAAGCCAGAGUCAGGUUCCAUGGCUGUCACUCACGUUGCAGGCCGAGGUGGUGAGUUAGAGAAGAGUGCGGGUGACAGAUGGGGCCGCACAGGAGAGGGAGAAGGCGGCAUCAUCGGUAUCGAGAAUGUGAUCAUACAUGAUUCCCAUGGCCGGGUGGUUGAGACUCGAUCUAAAGUCCUUAUGGAUUUCAACUGCGGCGGCAUGUUUCGGGCCUGGAUCGAUGACGAAGGAAAACCCCAAAUGAGCGUCUUUAGCAAUGAGCCAUCGAGCGACAUCUAG
This is a messenger RNA of Fusarium sp. VM40, 1350 nucleotides long. The record is from the annotation of a GenBank genome assembly. Lineage: Eukaryota; Fungi; Ascomycota; Sordariomycetes; Hypocreales; Nectriaceae.